Emericellopsis cladophorae is the source of this 1908-nucleotide messenger RNA. RefSeq lists its product as uncharacterized. The coding region runs from base 1 to 1908 and encodes 635 amino acids. NCBI's taxonomy places the organism in Eukaryota, Fungi, Ascomycota, Sordariomycetes, Hypocreales, Bionectriaceae. The transcript has 7 exons. The record is from RefSeq and is a predicted model, not a curated record.
AUGCCAUUUCCUGGGCGCCGCCUCGGACAGCAGCGUGAGCCGCCGACAGAAGCUGAUGAACCGCCCGCGUGGGGCUACUUUCCAUCUGAGCAAUAUCUCAUCAGACAUUGGGACCACACGGCGGCGUCUGUCACCCCAGCCCAGCAGCGUCUGCGCCUUGUCCGUGCCUUUGUCCAGGAAGAUACCCCCAGCCGAGAGCUGUUUAGUGCCAUGGGCAGGAACGGGGUGAUCUCGCGCCAACCAAAUGGAGAAGAAGUCCGCAUGAUCCUCGAGCCGUGGAGGCCGAAUCGCCUUCGAAAAGUGGCUCGCAUGCUGCUGGAUCUCCAAAACAGAUACCAGUAUGAACCCAUGUUUGCACGCACAUGGUACGCCGUCGGCAGUGCCGACGAACAGAAGAUGAGGGGCUUUUUGGCUGAUUCCUCACUCACGAGUGAGCCUCCAGUGAACGAGGAGGACUAUUGGUGGAGAGUUUUGAACGAUGAGUCUCUCUUCGAUGUGGGUGAGGACUGGGCGCAGAUCUACGAUAUCCUGCCUGAAGUGAUCAAGGUUAAAACAGACAGGAGUCUGAAGCCUGACAUGGGUCACAUAAUUUCGGAAUUGGACAAAACUCGAAGUCACGGGCAGUCAAGGCUAGAGAGGGUCGCCGACGCCGUGCAAUACGAGGCCUUCUCAGGAACCUCGGUGGUGCUAUUCGACAAGACAUUCUUUGAGAGCGUCCAAGCCCAGCUCGUGUUGCUGGACAACAAGGGCCACCAAAUCAGGUGCUCGAGGAUCGUAGCGGACGACAUUGCACGUCUGAACAUGGCACACUUCCAAAUGAAUCUCGAGACUCAGCCCUGCUCGGACUCCAUUGCCGAGUUUUUACAGACGGUCACCGAUGAUUGCGGUCACACUCUCUACGCUUUCCAGGAGGGCAGUGAGCGGAAGAGCUCUGCCCAGGCUCUAGCGGAAGGAUUUAGCUGGGCGCAGAAUAUCAUGUGCAUUCAGGAAGGGGACGAGUAUUGUCUAGGAGAUCUUCACAAUGGUACCGUGGAAGUAUGCUCCGGCUUAAUCCUCCACUAUGGUGCCGUCUUGCGAGAGUCUCCCUAUGGCCGAUCCAGAUUCUCCGAAGCAAUUUUCAAGAAGAUGCUCCAGAACUGCGAUGCAGACCCGGAGGAUUAUCCUUAUACUUACACACCUGGACCUCCUGCGCCAACUACGACCACCGACCCGCCUGAGCCGUCGCCCGAGCCCUCAUGCCGAGGCGAGACCUAUACGGCCAAGGAAGAUGACGACUGCGAUUCAAUCGCUUUGGCAAAUUCAGUCAAAAAUGAGACAUGCGGCGAUUUUGUCCAGGACAAGGGCUUCAGCAUUGUCCCACUCAUGUCUUGGAAUCCAGAACUAAAGACCAAAUGCAACACGAACAUCACACCGAAUCUGGAUCAGCUCGAGGGGCGCCACAUUUGCAUCGAGCAAUGUCCCAUUCCCGACAACUUCAGAGUCCAUCUCCACGAGCCAUGCUCAGCUGUGAAUGUCUCCAUGCCCAAGCUCAAAUUCCACGAGACUAACGACAGUGAAGGUCGUCAUCCAUCUUCACCGGGUCCUGGGUCACCGGCUCCAUUGACCACAAGCCCGACUCGGGGGCCUAUCACCCUCACGUCCGAGUUCGAUCCCACCUUCACUCCCCCACCCGAAACCAUGACAAGGGUCCCUGAUCUCGGUGACAAGGAAAGAGAGUGGACACAGUGUUGUUGGAUUAUCGACGAAGACUGGCAAGAGGACUUCCACCCGGACGAUCUCCCCGGAGCGUGCCAGAGCUUCUUCAGUCGUUGGUGCGAGUACGACACGGGGCUGCCCUCACCUACCUCCAUAGACAGGUUCCCGGCAGUCUGCACACCUGAUCGCUCCAACUACGGUCCGCCGCCGUAG